CAUCGGUCAGACCGCUCUGCCCUCCUACAGCCUCCCUCUCUACCCUGGCAGAUCCAUGCUGCUGGAUGCUCCUCACAGAGCCACACCCGAACCAUGAGCGCCAACGGGCCCACCCCCGACCCAGUCCCAGCCCCCACGGCCCCAGUAGCGCCUCCCGCCGCUACCCCUGCUCCAGCUCCAGCUCCGGCCCCGGCGGCGCCCGCUCCUCCUGCCCCGCCUGCCCCGGCGACCACCACUAUCCCAGUAGGUGCGUUGGCACAGAAGAAGCGGCAGCAGUAUGCCAAAAGCAAGAAACAGGGCAGUAAUGCAAACAGCAGGCCACCAAGGGCUCUGUUCUGCCUCAAACUCAACAACCCCGUACGCAGGGCCUGCAUCAGCCUGGUGGAGUGGAAGCCAUUUGAUAUAUUUAUAUUAAUUGCCAUUUUUGCCAACUGUAUGGCCUUAGCUGUCUACGUCCCUUUCCCUGAAGAUGAUUCAAACUCCAUAAACCACGACCUGGAAACCGUUGAGUAUGCCUUCCUCAUCAUUUUCACAAUCGAGACCUUUCUGAAGAUUAUCGCUUAUGGUCUGGUGAUGCACCAGAACGCGUACGUGAGAAACGGUUGGAACAUGCUGGAUUUUGUCAUUGUCGUCAUAGGACUCUUCAGUGUUGUCUUGGAGCUUUUGACCAAAGAGGAUAAGCCAGAAGGGGACGGACUCGAGCUCCAUCCGUCGAUGCACGGCCAUGGAGGUAAACCAGGUGGAUUCGACGUUAAAGCCCUUCGAGCCUUCCGUGUGCUGCGACCCCUGCGGCUGGUCUCAGGAGUACCCAGUUUACAGGUGGUGUUGAACUCCAUCAUUAAAGCCAUGGUCCCUCUUCUUCACAUUGCUCUGCUGGUCUUGUUUGUUAUUAUCAUCUAUGCUAUUAUCGGCCUGGAGCUUUUCAUUGGGAAAAUGCACGCAACCUGCUAUAUGCCUGGAUCAGAAAUGACAGCAGAGGACGACCCGGCUCCAUGUGCGAUCUCAGGUCACGGGCGCCAAUGCCCCAUCAACGGCACAGUGUGCAGGGAGGGCUGGCAGGGUCCCAACGGUGGCAUCACCAACUUCGACAACUUCCUGUUCGCCAUGCUGACGGUGUUUCAGUGCAUCACCAUGGAGGGCUGGACGGACGUGCUGUACUGGAUGAACGAUGCUAUGGGCUUAGAGCUUCCAUGGGUGUACUUUGUCAGUCUUGUGAUCUUCGGCUCCUUUUUCGUUCUUAACCUGGUUUUGGGUGUGUUGAGCGGAGAGUUUUCCAAGGAGAGAGAGAAGGCCAAAGCUCGUGGAGACUUCCAGAAGCUGCGCGAGAAGCAGCAGCUGGAGGAGGAUCUGAAGGGUUACCUGGACUGGAUCACUCAGGCUGAAGACAUCGACCCCGAGGACGAGGCCGAUGAGGAGACCAAGCGCAACCGGGUGACUCUGGCUGACCUUACUGAGAAGAAGAAAGGAAGGUUUGGGUGGUUCAGCCAGUCGUCCGACACUCAUGCGAGCGUCCCGGCCAGCGAAACGGAAUCUGUGAACACAGAGAAUCAGAACGGGGAGGAGGAAAAGACGCCGUGCUGCGGAGCUCUGUGUCAAAAAAUUUCGAAGUCUAAGUGCAGUCGGCGCUGGCGCCGCUGGAACAGAUUCUGCCGCAGGAAGUGCCGGUUGGCUGUUAAAUCGGUGCCUUUCUAUUGGUUGGUCAUCAUCUUGGUGUUCCUCAACACCCUCACCAUAUCAUCAGAGCAUUACAACCAGCCGUCGUGGCUGACACAAGUGCAGGAUGUGGCCAACAAAGUGCUGUUAGCCAUGUUCACGUGUGAGAUGUUGGUGAAGAUGUACAGUCUGGGGCUACAGGCCUACUUCGUGUCACUGUUCAACCGCUUCGACUGCUUCGUGGUGUGUGGAGGAAUCACUGAAACCAUUCUGGUGGAGUUGGAAAUCAUGUCUCCCCUCGGUAUCUCUGUGUUCCGCUGUGUGCGUCUGCUGAGGAUCUUCAAGGUCACACGUCACUGGCAGUCCCUGAGUAACCUGGUAGCAUCGUUGCUCAACUCCAUGAAGUCCAUCGCCUCCCUGCUGCUGCUGCUCUUCCUCUUCAUCAUCAUCUUCUCCCUGCUGGGCAUGCAGGUGUUUGGCGGAAAGUUCAACUUUGACGAAACUCAGACCAAGAGGAGCACGUUUGACAACUUUCCCCAAUCUCUUCUGACAGUGUUUCAGAUCCUGACCGGCGAAGAUUGGAACGCUGUCAUGUACGAUGGCAUCAUGGCGUACGGAGGCCCUUCGUCCUCUGGGAUGAUUGUGUGCUUUUACUUCAUCAUCCUCUUCAUCUGUGGAAACUAUAUCCUGCUGAAUGUCUUCUUGGCUAUCGCUGUGGACAACUUGGCAGAUGCAGAGUCUCUUAACACAGACGGAGCAGACAAAGGGGGAAAAAAGGAGGAGGAAAAAGAGGAAAAGGAAGAGGAAGAGGACAAUGAUGACACGGCAGCGGAGGAGGAGGAUCCAGAGGUACCGUCGGGGCCUCGGCCCGUCCUCUCUGAUCUGGUGAAGAAAGAGAAGAUCACUCCUAUCCCAGAGGGAAGUGCCUUCUUCAUCUUCAGCACCACGAACCCGGUGCGCGUGUUUUGCCACAAACUCAUAAAUCAUCACAUCUUCACCAACCUCAUCCUGGUGUUCAUCAUGCUGAGCUCCGUCUCACUCGCCGCUGAGGAUCCCAUCCGGAACUUCUCCGCUCGCAAUAUUAUACUUGGUUACUUUGACUAUGCUUUCACGGCUAUCUUUACUGUUGAGAUCGUAUUGAAGGUCCUAGGCUAUGCAGAUUAUGUCUUCACUAGUAUGUUUACAUUUGAGAUCAUAUUGAAGAUGACCACGUACGGAGCUUUCCUCCAUAAAGGUGCAUUUUGUAGGAAUUAUUUCAACCUGCUCGACCUCUUGGUGGUGGGAGUGUCCCUUGUCUCCUUUGGCAUUCAAUCCUCAGCCAUCUCAGUGGUGAAGAUUCUGAGGGUCCUCCGUGUUCUUCGGCCCCUGAGGGCCAUCAACAGGGCCAAAGGCCUGAAGCACGUGGUGCAGUGUGUGUUUGUGGCCAUCAGGACCAUCGGUAACAUCAUGAUCGUCACCACUCUGCUCCAGUUCAUGUUCGCCUGUAUAGGGGUGCAGCUGUUCAAGGGAAAGUUCUAUCGCUGCACAGAUGAAGCCAAGUCCAAUGCAGAGGAGUGCAAGGGCACCUACAUCCUGUAUAAGGACGGAGACGUGAACCAGCCGACCAUCCACAAACGAAUGUGGCACAACAGCGACUUUAAUUUUGACAACGUCCUGAUGGCGAUGAUGGCUCUGUUCACUGUGUCCACUUUUGAAGGCUGGCCUUCGUUACUGUACAAGGCCAUCGACUCCAACAGGGAGAACCUCGGCCCCAUUUACAACUACCGCGUGGAGAUUUCUAUCUUCUUCAUCAUCUACAUCAUCAUCAUCGCCUUCUUCAUGAUGAACAUCUUCGUAGGUUUUGUGAUCGUCACAUUUCAGGAGCAGGGAGAGAAAGAGUACAAAAACUGUGAACUGGACAAGAACCAGCGUCAGUGUGUGGAGUACGCUUUGAAGGCUCGUCCACUGAGGCGGUACAUACCUAAGAACCCGUACCAGUACAAGUUCUGGUAUGUGGUGAACUCCACUGGGUUUGAAUACAUCAUGUUCGUGCUCAUCAUGCUCAACACGCUCUGCCUGGCUGUGCAGCAUUAUGGUCAGUCAGCGACAUUUAACUAUGUCAUGGAUAUUCUCAAUAUGGUCUUCACUGCUGUCUUCACUGUGGAAAUGGUUCUGAAACUCAUCGCUUUCAAACCCAGGCACUAUUUCGCUGAUGCUUGGAACACUUUUGAUGCCUUAAUUGUGGUUGGUAGCGUCGUCGAUAUUGCUAUCACUGAAGUGAAUAAACUUGUAGAGCCAACAGAGACUCCUCAGGUGGAUGAGAUGGGGAACACAGAGGACAGCGCUCGCAUCUCAAUCACCUUCUUUCGUCUGUUCCGAGUCAUGCGGCUGGUUAAGCUGCUCAGCAGAGGGGAGGGCAUCCGCACCCUGCUGUGGACUUUCAUCAAAUCCUUUCAGGCUCUGCCAUACGUUGCUCUUCUGAUCGCCAUGCUGUUCUUCAUCUACGCUGUCAUCGGAAUGCAGGUGUUUGGAAAGGUUGCGAUGGUGGACGGCACACACAUAAACAGAAACAACAACUUCCAGACCUUCCCUCAGGCCGUGCUCCUGCUCUUCAGGUGUGCCACCGGAGAGGCGUGGCAGGAGAUCAUGUUGGCCUGUAUAGCGGGCAAACUGUGCGACCCAGAGUCCGACUACGGUCCCGGGGAGGAGAUGACCUGUGGCAGCGGAUUUGCGAUCAUUUACUUCAUCACGUUCUACAUGCUCUGCGCCUUCUUGAUCAUCAAUUUGUUUGUGGCUGUCAUCAUGGACAACUUUGACUAUUUGACACGUGAUUGGUCCAUUCUCGGUCCUCACCACCUGGAUGAGUUCAAGAGAAUCUGGUCGGAGUACGACCCAGAGGCCAAAGGCAGGAUCAAGCAUCUGGAUGUGGUGACUCUCCUCCGUCGCAUUCAGCCGCCUCUUGGCUUCGGCAAACUGUGUCCUCACAGAGUGGCCUGCAAGAGGCUGGUAGCCAUGAACAUGCCUCUGAACAGCGACGGCACAGUCAUGUUUAACGCCACCCUGUUUGCCCUGGUGCGAACGGCCCUGAAGAUCAAAACAGAGGGUAAUCUGGAGCAGGCCAACGAAGAGCUGCGGGCCGUCAUCAAGAAGAUCUGGAAAAGAACCAGCAUGAAGCUUCUGGAUCAAGUGGUGCCUCCUGCUGGUGAUGAUGAGGUAACCGUGGGGAAGUUCUAUGCCACCUUCCUGAUACAGGACUACUUUAGGAAAUUCAAGAAACGUAAAGAGGAAGGCCUGGUGGGUGCUCACCCCUCGCAGAACAACACGGCCAUCGCUCUGCAGGCUGGCCUUCGCACGCUGCAUGAUAUCGGGCCCGAAAUUCGCCGAGCGAUAUCAUGCGAUCUGCAGGAUGACGAGCUAGUAGACUUUAUUCCCGAGGAAGACGAGGAAAUUUAUAGGCGUAACGGCGGCCUCUUCGGUAACCAUCUCAUGAACGGUGGUCACCGGCGCUCCAACGGCCAUCAGACCAACGCAACACAGCGCCCCCUGCAGGUGCAGCCUCCGCCUCACUAUGCCCACAUGGAGCAGCCGGUGGGACGCCUGUCUCGAGCCAACGCCAUGUCCCAGCCCAACCACCAUCAUCACCACCACCACCAUCACAACCGGCACCACAACUCCUAUGGCAAGUCUCCCAAAUCCACCAACAUCAACCUCAACAACGCCAACAAGUCCAGUUUGCCCAAUGGAGGACACCACCGCUACUAUGAGCACGCUCCUCCCAAUGGCUACCCAGGUCUACGCAACUCCUACUACGAGUACGACAAGCCCCGGACACCCCAGGGUCAAAGAAGGCGCUACUAUGAGACCUAUGUUAGGUCCAACGGAGGGGAUGCCCGCCAUCCCACCAUCCGCAGGGAGGAGGAGCUGGAUGAAGAUCGCUUAUCUGGGGAGUAUUACAGUGGGGAGGAGUUUUAUGAGGAUGACAGUAUGCUGUCAGGGGAAAGGUUUCCAAACAGUGACACAGAGUAUGAGACUCCCAAAGGUUACCACCACCCUGACACCUACUAUGACGACGACGAGCAGCCGCUCUACCGCGACUCGCGGAGGUCACCAAAGAGACGGCUGCUUCCUGCCACACCUCAAGGCCACAGGAGGCCAUCCUUCAACUUUGAGUGUCUGCGCAGACAAAGUAGCCAGGACGAGCUUCCACAUCAGCGCACUGCUCUUCCACUGCACCUUAUGCAGCACCAGGUAAUGGCUGUAGCAGGCCUGGACUCCAGCAGAGCCCACCGCCUCUCCCCGACCCGCUCCACCCGCUCCUGGGCAACUCCCCCUGCCACCCCGGCUAGUAAAGACCAGUCGCCAUACUACACCCCUCUAAUCCGUGUGGACCACCCCCACAGGGAGAGUGUCGCUAGCAGCCAAGUGUCCGUGCGUAAGAGCUCCUGGUACACAGACGACCCCGACUUCUCCCAGAGGAUGUACUCACCUGUCCAUCUGCAGGUGCCACCUGAAUACCACAGCCAGUACCACCAGAAGAGAGGCAGCGCCACCAGCCUGGUGGAAGCGGUUUUGAUAUCUGAAGGUCUUGGGAGAUACGCCCAGGAUCCCAAGUUUGUUGCCGCCACAAAGCACGAGAUAGCAGACGCGUGUGAGAUGACGAUUGACGAGAUGGAGAGCGCAGCCAGCCAUCUACUGAACGGUGGGAUAGCCCGGGGCGUCAACGGGGUCAAUGUGUUUCCCCUUCUGACACCAAGGGACUAUGAACUGCAGGACACUGCAGCCAGCUACAGCGACGAGGAGCCAGAGACAGAACUCAGAGCUCCUUACGAGGAGGACCUGGCAGACGAGAUGAUCUGCAUCACGACUUUAUAGCAGUGGCUAUAAAGAAAUCUGCAAAUUAGAACCUUUGUGACACUACAACCCGUGAAACUACGAAAAAAAGAGUAAUGCACCUGUUGGCUCCAACCAAAAGAAGUGCCUUUUACCGUGAAGAGAAAAGGCAUACUGAGGAAACACACGUAGUCCCGUUCAUUUAAUUAUUCUCCGCCUGCCAGCAUGAGGACGUCAGAGCGCAGAGCCACACACCAUUCCCACUGUACACAGAGGGAGUCGGCUUAACCCUCUCGUCAAAAAGGCCUUGACCUGGAGGUGACAUACUGCUUCCGCCUGCGGCCAGUCACAGACAAGGACAGUGAUGCCAUUGAAAGAUGGACCAAUUGGCAAAGGUGUGAGACGCUGUAUAGGGCGGGUCUCUAAGGGUGAUGACAAUCAGAUGUACGAUGUCAUUGCCUCAGUCACUUUAUUAAGGUUCAGCAUAUCAUGCAAGUUUUCAAUGCAAGCAUAGAAAGGCAUAUCUCCUCCUUAGUUGUUGGAACGAGUUGAUCCCUCUGUUGUUGGAACAGAUUGUGAAACAGUCGCUGCAGCCGAGUCAAAAAAGCGUAGAAGCACCAGUAGAGUUUUACCAGAUUUAUGCAGGAACAAACUGUCCUACUUAAAGCAUCACUCAACUUGAGCUAUGUACUUUUGAAGCGACAAACGCAUUUGUGAUAAAUGCACUAGCCGGCAGGUUAUUUUAAAUUUUAGAAUAUCCUGAUUAAUAUUUCAUAGUUGAUAUGCUGUAAAUUGUAUUAUACAACAAAAGAAACUUUGUAAAGAGAUAUUCUAUAUUUUGUAAUUAUGUAUCAUUUAAAAGAUCAGCAAUAUGGACCCUUGUGACUCCCGUUAUGCUAUAAAGGUCAUUUGCAUUUUAUUAGGUACAAUAUUCUGAAUUUCUUUGCCUUUUGUUUCUUUGCUAAUAUGCACCCUUUGUUUUGCCUAUGAAACGGCAGUUCAAGAGGUUCCACUUGUGCGACCACACUGCUGCACAAGAUAUGCAAAUGGCUUUGAUUUCUCAGCAUCAUGUGCUACUUCAUCAAACCAACACCAGUUGCAUAAGGUUAAGUCCCCUUUAAAGGAGAGUUUUUCAAAAGCAAGCCUCAAGGAUCCAGUGCCGAAAUUUUAUACAGAUGUGACGAACACAUUUGUUUUACAUCUUUUGUGCAGGGCAUGCACGAGAAUUUAAUGCUGCUUUUUUGAGUUGGUUUUCAGAAUCUAACUUUUCGGUUUCGUCAGCCCCAGCUGAAAUGCCUUUUUGCUGCUGAAAGGAAGAAAAAUGACAGAUGGUGAUAACAGGGAUAAAAAUUAAUAUUUCUCAUAGCGUGUGCUGGGAUUUUCCAUGAAUCUGUGUUGAGCAUGGUGUGAUUCCAUAAAAAAAUGUAAAAAAUAAAACCUUUGUACUCUAUCUUCACAGUUAAAUCUUAGUCUUCAUGUAGUGUGCGUGGCCCAUGGUGGCAGGAGGCGGCGCAUGCACACAUCCAAAGGUCAGAAACAGCCCCAAAUGCUUUGUACAUGGAAGGACAGAGGGUUUCCUGCUGUCAGGACACUGGAGAGAGGCUUAGCAAUACACCCCCCCCCCCCCCCCCCUUCCCGCCCCUUUCUCUCUCAGUCUGCCUGGUUCCUGCUUACAGAAUACCUCGUUAGGCAACGGUGACAACAUAUCAUUGUCUCAACCUGUCUGUCUGUCCACAGUGGAGUGUGAAAGAGAUUACUUAGGGUUGAACUUAGACUUUGUGUUUUUUACUCUAAUCUGAGACCAGGAUGGAGAAACUCCCCCUGGAUGCAUGAAAAGGAGCGACUGACGCCCGCAAGUUGGAACCCAAACAACAAAACAUCUCUUAUUGGUUAUCACUUAUCGAUCACAACGUGGCUAAUGGACUAAAAUACCUAAAUGGGCUUUUUCAGGCAUUACCAUGGAGAGUGUGAAUUAUCCUCAAGGAUAUUUAGGGUGAUCUGUUGUUCAUGAGUGUUUGAUUGGCAGGCGAGUGCAGACUGUGCUCUAACUCCACCGAACACUGUCAUGAAAAUGUAGGUUUUCCACUUUGUGUGCACAUUGAAAGGGCUCUUUGAAUUGUUUGUGAGUAAAAAAAAAAAAGAAGUGCUCUAGUCCUUUUUGUUGACGACCGUCACAUAAAAAGGACCAAUGCACAAAACAGGCACAUUGUACUAUUCGUAGCAAUUACAGUACUGAUGAACUGAAGAUAUGCAUCGUUUUGUAAACACUUUUAAAAGUUGUGUUAAACUAAAGAUGAAAAAUAACUUACUUUUACCUCAUGUCAGGGAUUCCUGAAAAAAAGAGAAUAAAUGAUUUGGUUCAGUCUAUACCAAUGGUAUUUAAAUAUUAGCACAUAGCUGUUUGUCUUUGCACAAGUAACUGUAUAGUGCUUUUGUUUCUCUUUUUUCUAAACAGAUUUGUGUAUUAAGGUGAGAAGAUUUUGUACUUUUUGUGACCGUGUGUAUGGUUUAGUGGAAUCUAUAUUUGUCAUUUACACCACACCUGCUGGGAAUGAAAGAGUAGAAAAAAAUAUUUUCAAGGUGCACUGUUCCUCUGAUCAAGGGAGGGGGGAAAAAAUAUAACGGUAAAGAACAGUUUACAGAGAAACACAUUGAGUUGAACAUUUCUUUUAGUUUUCUUCAUAUUGUUCUCAUUCUAAUUACUAUAACAACUAUUAAUGUUCUGAAAGCUGUAUUUAGAUAGAAGAUAAUGUAACAUAUGUACAAAAGUAUGGAAAGACCCAUGGUAAUGUUCUCUACUUGAAAGUCUUGAUAUUUGCUCCUUAAUGUUUUUAUUCAGUACAACAUGAUUUCUCUUAGUAGCAAAUGCUUUACUAUAACCUUCUAGGUUUUGUAUAAAUACUUUUUUUAUUUAUUUUGGCCUUGACUUUAUUUGAAUCGA
Molecule: messenger RNA, 9403 nt
Organism: Platichthys flesus (European flounder)
Lineage: Eukaryota; Metazoa; Chordata; Actinopteri; Pleuronectiformes; Pleuronectidae
Gene: cacna1da
Product: calcium channel, voltage-dependent, L type, alpha 1D subunit, a
Exons: 49
Coding region: 94-6504 (2136 amino acids)
Biological process (GO): calcium ion import across plasma membrane
Cellular component (GO): voltage-gated calcium channel complex; membrane
Molecular function (GO): high voltage-gated calcium channel activity
Source: RefSeq, a predicted model, not a curated record